AUGGAUGCCCUGCACGCCGCCGGGAUCCGCUUCGCGGAGGCGCUGCAAUCCGGGCCGCCCUGGCUGGAAAAAUUCUGGAUCUCGGUGACCUCCCUGGCCGAUCCCAAAUGCGUCUUCACCGUCUGUUUCCCUCUCGCCUAUUUUCUCGACCGCAAGGUGGGGGUGUCGGUGCUGUGGAUUGGCCUGGUGUCAGAGUGGCUCAACGUGGUCCUCAAAUGGUUCUUAUUCGGGGAGCGCCCGUUCUGGUGGAUCCAUGAGUCGGGGCUUGCCAGCAAGGAGCCGGUCGCGCUGCACCAGUUCCCCGUCUCCUGCGAAACGGGACCGG
This is a messenger RNA of Aptenodytes forsteri (emperor penguin), 325 nucleotides long. It is a transcript of the gene G6PC3, whose product is annotated as glucose-6-phosphatase catalytic subunit 3. Gene Ontology annotation, molecular function: glucose-6-phosphatase activity. The transcript is spliced from 2 exons. The annotation marks the transcript as partial. The record is from RefSeq and is a predicted model, not a curated record. Lineage: Eukaryota; Metazoa; Chordata; Aves; Sphenisciformes; Spheniscidae. Gene Ontology annotation, cellular component: membrane. Gene Ontology annotation, biological process: glucose 6-phosphate metabolic process; gluconeogenesis.